Messenger RNA from Diorhabda sublineata, 3078 nucleotides. RefSeq lists its product as uncharacterized. The transcript is spliced from 8 exons. Lineage: Eukaryota; Metazoa; Arthropoda; Insecta; Coleoptera; Chrysomelidae. The coding region runs from base 126 to 1568 and encodes 480 amino acids. The record is from RefSeq and is a predicted model, not a curated record.
AAAACAGAAUAAGAAUUGUCUCAAUGUAAACGUCUUAGCGCGAAGAUUUUUGUUCCUUUCAAAAAGUUUUAUCACAAUUUUAUUUAAUUCAAUUUAUUGAAAUAUUUCUCAUAGUUUGAUAAAAUAUGGAUCCCGUAAAUAAACAAGAAAUGAUAAAGGUUAUAAAAGAUGCUGGAAUAUAUGAGGAUAAUAUGUCAAAGGAGCAAAUGGAACAAUAUUAUAAAGCAGUCAUAAAUUCUAAAGAUACAUCUUUAUGUGAAAAAGAACCACUGGUAAUUCACAAUAGUCCUGAAGACAUGUUUGAAUCGGAUAUUGAUUCACAAACUCAGUUGGACAACAGUGAUCUUGAAACUAGCUCUUUAAAAUCGAAGAUGGGGAAUUGUAAUAAAAAAAGCACAGAUAAGCGAAAUUUUGAUAUGGAUAUCUUAGAGGAGAACGAAGAUGACAGCAUUCCUCAAGAUGCAACAAAAGCUAGUUUUACUUUUAAUGAUAUGCCCAAAGAUGAUGGCUGUCCUUUAGAAAUAAUUUUUCAUGAACCAAAAUACAUAAGCGUACAAAAUAGUAAAAUAUUCAUUAAUGCUGAUGUACAGACUAAAGCGGAGAUGUUAUUUGAUUACCAUAGUGAUAUGGAGAAAUUGAGAGCUGAUUUAUCAAGACAAUCGUUUUUCUCGGCACCAAGACCAAAACCUAUACAGUUAACUAAUUUUAAUUAUGUUUCUGAAGCCUUUGAGGAAACCGAAGAAACGUAUGUUAGUAGAGCGGGAAGACAAACAAAAAGAAAAAUAUAUAAUGAUGAUGAUGACGAUGAUAUUUCUACUUCCCCUCCCAAGCAACCAAAAUUGAAAUCUGUAGAGAAGCCUAAGUGGCAAUCUAAAACAAAACCCAAUAAGAAAGUGGAAUCUGCAGAGGAACCAAUGGAGUCGGAUUUAACUGAUGUAGUUCAGAGUGAAGUGCCAAAAAUAUCUGCCAGAUCAAAGAAAACAUUGUCCAAUAUUGAAAUAAUGAACCGAUCUACAUUAUUUGCAGAUUCUCCUUUGAAAAGGUUAACAAGAGCAGAAAAAUUAUUUGAUAAAUUAAAAGAAGAUGAUUUAAAAAAACACAGAGAGGAACGAGAGUUGGAGGCUUUUGAGAAAACGUUGACAUCCAAUAUUGAACAGUCAGAACAGAAUGAAGGAGACUCUAUACAUGUUACCAAUGUUGAUAUUGAGUUUCCUAAACGUGUGAUUCCCCCUAUUCCAACUAAAAGGAAGCCAAUCAAUACCAGGACACAAAUCCAAAAAACAAAUGUUAAAAAUCCUGCUCAACAGAAAGAAAUUGAACUGUUCGAACCAGUUAGGCCUUCAACAAGUCAACAUGAUAAUUCUACAAAUGUGCAAUGUCCUAUUUGUGCAAGACUGUUCACAGAGGAUGUAAUCGAGGAACACGCCUCAAAUUGCGGUGAAGAACAAGUAAUGGCUACAAAAGUUUUUACAUGUAAAAUAUGCGACAAAGUGGUUUCAUCUAAUAUCAGAUUACAUAUAAAUGUAUGUAAAAAGCGACAAGAAAAAAUAGUUAGCGAAAGGGAGUAAAUUUUAAUUUUUCAUAUAUUUUAUAUAUUGUUUUUGUUGAUUAUAUGUAAGAUUAUUUUGUUAACUAACAACGUACAAUUAUUUGUUUUAAACAGGGGGUUAAUAGAAUAAUACAAAAGUAAAUUUAAGGUUCAAAUGGUACUGUUAAAAUUAAAUCUACUUGAAAAUUACGGUUUUAUAUAAGGAUAAUCGAAACUAUUGCUAAAAGUUUGUUUUUGAUCCUGUUAUGAUGAUUAUACAGUGUGGAACAGCCAAAUGGAAUAAAUUCCACCACGAAUGUCUUAACAAUAUGCAAAUAUGAUAUAGAAAUGUCUUCUAACGUUAUUCAACAUCUCAGACGUGACUGAUCUAAUUGCAAGCCCUAUUCGUCUUUUUAAGUUAUCUAAAAGUUGAGUGAUUUACUUUUGUAUAUAAUACUUCUGAUAUAUAUCCACAAAAAGGAGUUUAAUGACGUUAAAUUAGGAGAUUUAUAGAUCCGCGCUUCUCUAUCCACCGAUUUGGAUAAAAUUGGUUCAGGUACUGUCAGAUAUUGAUUUGGUAAUGGGGCAUUGCUAUUUUUUGCUGCAACCAUAUUAUAAUCACAGGAACGUGAGGAUUUGCUAUAGCAGACACGACAUUAUUUUGAAGCUAUUCUAAAUAUUUAUCUUCAUUUAAAUUGCAAUCAAUGAAAAAGGGGUAUAAUUUUCAACAAUUCCUGCCCAAACAUCUACUCUUUCAGGAUGUUCUUCUCUCAUCCAGUGAGGAAAACAAAAGAUGGAUCACAUCGUUAUUUAAUAUUGUCAUCAUUUGUUAACAAAAAUACGUUCUUCUAUCAAAAUUGUCAUCCAUGAGAUCAUUUCAUUAUAUGGGAAUGAUUUUUAUUUUUCUUCAAUAUUCCAAAAAUUGAUGUGUGGCUAACCUUGAACAGUUUAGACCAGAAUCAUGUGGUUUUUCUUGAAAUUAAUGCAUAAUAUUCUCUUACUGCAUUGGCAGCUACUUUUUUCAUCUGUCUAACAUGAUCAAACUUCCUUUCUAUUUGGCUAAUUGUUCUUCGGUAUAAAAGGGACCAACUUGGAAAGUUUUCAUGAAAUAAACAAGCAACUUCCGUUUGAACUAAAAUCUUAGCUCCAGUCUCUGAAGACUUGGGUAUCUAAAUGUGCGUCAGAUAGUGUAGUGUUAGUGUAGUGGUGGUGUAUUAUUAUUAUAUAUAAUUCUGUCUAAUCUCGAUUUAACUUCUAUAUUCUAUCUCCAUGCUCUGUUUCUUAUUCCUUUGGUUUUUUAAUGUGGUCCAUGUGUCUGCCCUGAAAGUUAGUAUAGGACUCGCUAUUUAAAAAAAAAUAUGUUAUAUAUAAAGUAUUCAAAAAAAAAAAAAAUUUUUGUCACAGUUUUGUAUUAAAAAUGACUUUUAAUAUGGAUAUUUUUCCCAUCGAAACGAUGUUUUAGGUUAAUAAUUGUCCGUUGUUUGUUGUUUGUUAUUCAUCAUAUAUAGGGUAUUAUAUUUUUUUACAAAUUAAAAUAAUAAUUUUUGGUA